AUGGCCGACCGAGGAUAUUCCACCCUGACCAAGCUAGGCUUGGGCGCCCUGACCUUCAACUCGGCACUCGCCAUCUACAACUCCUGGGGCGACGCCGGCUCCGUGGCGUUCGCGCUCGCCGCGGACGCCGCGCUCGUGCUGCUCUUCCUCUGCCUCCGUGAGUUUGAGCGGGGCGGCAGGGGCAGGGAUGCCAAGAUCAAGGCCGCCGUGUGGGCGCUCACCACGCUGUUCACGGCCAUGUUCGCCUCGAGGGUGGCGCCGCUCAUGCCGCCGCCGGUGGCCGCGGUGGUCUGGCUCUUGGCCGUCGCCACGGCCGCAGGAGGGUUCUGGGCGUUUUUCCUUAACUAGUAAAUGUCCGUGCGUUGCAACGGAAAUAUGGAGUAUGCCGAAGCACCGAGGUUUUCUUUACCCACUUCCUUCGCAAGUGUGUAUAAACAUAUCAACUUUACUGCCCCCGCGGGCCACUUCACCCAGAAUCCUCUAUAA
This is a messenger RNA of Miscanthus lutarioriparius, 486 nucleotides long. The record is from the annotation of a GenBank genome assembly. Lineage: Eukaryota; Viridiplantae; Streptophyta; Magnoliopsida; Poales; Poaceae.